Molecule: messenger RNA, 1050 nt
Organism: Penicillium verhagenii
Lineage: Eukaryota; Fungi; Ascomycota; Eurotiomycetes; Eurotiales; Aspergillaceae
Product: hydroxymethylglutaryl-CoA lyase
Exons: 2
Coding region: 1-1050 (349 amino acids)
Biological process (GO): L-leucine catabolic process; ketone body biosynthetic process
Molecular function (GO): hydroxymethylglutaryl-CoA lyase activity
Source: RefSeq, a predicted model, not a curated record
AUGACAAUUCAAAAUCAAACUCCAGCAGUCCGGAUCGUGGAAGUAGGACCACGGGACGGCCUACAAAAUAUUCAGGAUCAAGUUCCCACAUCCACAAAGCUGGAAUUGAUCCAACGGCUGCAGGAAUGCGAACUGAAGACUAUCGAGCUGACAUCGGUUGUCUCGCCAAAGGCUGUACCCCAGUUAUCAGAUUGCCGCAGUAUACUGGGCAAUGAGAGGGUACAGGAGGAGAUGAAAAAUCCGAGUCUGCGAUUUCCAGUCCUAGUUCCUAAUAUGAAAGGACUUGAAAUUGCCAUUCAGCACGGCGUCAAAGAAAUCGCCGUGUUCAUCAGUGCGACCGAGGGAUUCAGUAAAGCGAAUAUCAACUGCAGCGUCGAAGAAGGCCUUGCGAGAGCGAAGAAAGUCACUUCAUUGGCGCUGAAAUCUAAUAUUGCUGUCAGAGGGUAUGUCUCUUGUAUCUUCCAGGACCCCUUCCACGGUCCCACAUCGCCAUCAUCCGUACUUCAUUGCGUGAAAACACUCCUCGAUGCCGGGUGCUAUGAAGUCAGUAUUGCCGAUACACUCGGCGUGGGCUCACAAUCAGAUGUCCGCUCUCUUAUGACCCAUUUAACAAAAAACAACAUCCCGCUCAGCAAGCUAGCCGGCCAUUUUCAUAACACGUAUGGACAGGCAUCAGCGAAUGUUUGGGAAGCUUAUAAGGCCGGGAUUCGCGUGUUUGACAGCAGCGUGGGCGGCCUGGGUGGUUGUCCCUUUGCGCCGGGUGCAGCGGGCAACGUUGCCAGUGAAGAUCUGGUCCGUAUGUUUCAUAAUGCCGGUGUCAACACGGGAGUCAAUUUGGCCAAGUUGGAGCAGACUGGGGAGUGGAUUUUGCAACAACUCGGUAAAUCAUACCCGCUGGCGGCAACUUUGGCCAAGAAGGGCGGGGAAGUGAAGAACGGUACUUCCAAAUCGGGCUAUCCACGAACUAUCGGCUCCAAGACCGAUCGAACCGAGCUUUCUGGUUCUAGUCUGAGUUUCAAGGUCACUUUUAAUAGCUCGGAGAGCUUCUGA